Parasteatoda tepidariorum (common house spider) is the source of this 1205-nucleotide messenger RNA. The record is from RefSeq and is a predicted model, not a curated record. Lineage: Eukaryota; Metazoa; Arthropoda; Arachnida; Araneae; Theridiidae.
AAGAUUGCAUAGAAUGAACAAAAGAGCCUGGACAGAAUUUUCUAAAGAAGUCCCACCCCGGGCUGUCCUGCCAUCAAGGAUGAUGAUGAUGAUUAAAACUUAUGAUGAGGAAAAUGAAGUGGAGGAGAACGAUGUCGAUGUAGACAUCGAAAGUGAUGAGGAUAUGAUUGAGUUAGAGGCAGAGGUUAUGUCUGAGGAAGAGGAAGAUGAGUUUGAUGAAAGAGAGAAAAUGAUAUUGGAGUUUAAAAAUGAGAUGGAUUAUAAAUUUGUUGGAGAUAAUGAUAUGAAUGACGCAGAUGUGGUGGAUGAAAUUAAAAGUGAUGAGAAGGUGUACUCCAGAUAUUUCACUGAGGAAAUGAUUGCAAAACUGUACAGCAUGGAUAAAGUUCAUGAUAAGGAUUCCAUCGAGUAUGGAAUUCCGGAUAACAGAUAUUGGACAUACGACUCUUGUGAGUCUUACUUAAGAGAUGGAAGUGAUGAGGAGGAUCGCAUGGAAGACAACGAAAGCGAUGAAAAAGAUGGAAACAAAAUGAAAAAGAAAGGCUGUUUCGCUUUCCUGUCAAGAGUGUUUAACAGGUUGUUCAAAAAAAAUUUAAUUUUGAGCAUACCAUCUUCAAACAUCUAAAAAAAAGUUUUCAUCAUAUUUCUAUCGUAAUUUGAAAAAUUAAUAGAGUGCUUGCUGUAAAAUAAAAAUUUAAGAAAAAAAAAGCACUAAAGAUAAUAUGGUUGUAAAAGUCUUACAUCUGCCAAUCUUUGCAACUUAAUUGAAUAUAUUCUGCUGAAAAUAUAAGAACUGUAAUUUGAGCAUCACAGAAACAUAACAGAACAUCACAGGAGUUAACAUUGAUGUGAAAGUUCUAUAUCUGUUCAAAUGUAUAACCUCAUUUAAUAAAUUCUUAAGGAUCUUUCAAGAACUUAAUUUGGAUAUCACAGCAAAAUAAUUGGCCAUCAAAGAAGAUAACAACGUCGUGAAAAUUUUAUAUCUGCCGAAAUUUGUACUUUAAUUAAAGAUAUUGUUGCAGAACUUUAAGAACAGUAAUUUGAACAUUGCAGGACGAAAACAAAAUUUGACGUCAUAAAAGAAUAAUUGCUGUGAAAGUCUUACAAUUUUUCGAAAUGUGCAAUUCAAUUUAAUACAUUGUUAUGAUACAAUUUGUUUUAGAUAUGUAAAAUGAAUAUCACUGAAAAUAAAAAAAAUAAAAAAA